Molecule: messenger RNA, 717 nt
Organism: Protobothrops mucrosquamatus (brown spotted pit viper)
Lineage: Eukaryota; Metazoa; Chordata; Lepidosauria; Squamata; Viperidae
Product: rho guanine nucleotide exchange factor 28-like
Exons: 4
Coding region: 1-714 (237 amino acids)
Biological process (GO): regulation of Rho protein signal transduction; cell morphogenesis
Molecular function (GO): protein binding
Source: RefSeq, a predicted model, not a curated record
AUGGUGGCAUGUUCUGAGAAUGUGGAUGACCUUUCAAAGCCAUUUAAACUUGGAAGAUCUGGUCAGUGCUUAUGCCUUGUUGAAAUAAAUGGAGAAACUAUUAUAUAUGGAAAGUUUGACCACAUUCUUCCAGAGGAGGCUGAAUUUUACUUUGUUUACAAAGGAUCAAUACAGAAACAUGUGGUUUUUGCUAAGCAAGUUACUGAAAACACUCUUGAAUCUAUCAUUCCAGCUCAUAGAGAACAAGAAGAUGUUUCUGUCUUUGUGGUUAUGUAUGGAAAGGAAAGUGAAUUUCUGAUUCUGGGCUCCUCAUCUAUUACCUUCAAGCAUGACAUUGCAUGUGAAUUAGCGUGUUUUUUGGUGAGCAAGGCCAACUGUCUGACUCCCUCUAGUCAUCACACACUUCUCAGUCAGUUUGAUUUGAUCGAAAGAGAUUUGCAGUCAAUGGAUCGUGAUGUUAUGCUAGCCAUGGCCUAUGAAGAGAUUCCAUCUUCCUGGAACAUUAUUGGGAAUAGUACAGAAGAUGAAUCAAAAUGCAAAGAAACACUUCUCCAUCUUGCAAUGAGAUUGGGUCUGGUUCAACUUUCACAGUUCCUGUUAUUCCAACCAGGUGGAACAGUUGCAGUCACUUUACUUAACGAAGAAGGAUUGACACCCUUGGACUUGGCUUUACAGAAUGGACAUUUCAGUCUUGUUGAAAUGUUUUCCAAGUAAGUA